CAGGAACCAUUUGAUUUCCACCACUCCUGAGUCCUGGCUGACCUGCUUGACCAUAUUGAGUCGUUUGCUGGAGACAACACUGAUUGAUAAACACACUCUCAACGUUGCAGUUGAGAAACAUACUAAUAAGUAAUGAUCAUUACCAAUACUUCACACCCUGCAGCAUUUUCUCUUCUUAAUUGUACAACCAUGAUUUCCAACUUUCUCCGAUUCUACAUUCUCUUCUUUUUUCUGUUGGGAACCUCAACAACUUUCGUAUAUUCAUUUUCAAACAAUUUCACUGAUCAAGAGGCUUUGCUUUCUUUAAAGCAUUCAAUAAGUAAAGACCCCUCGGGUGUGCUAGACUCGUGGAACAAUUCCAUCAACUUCUGUCAUUGGACAGGCAUUACAUGCAGUCGCAGAAGACAGAGGGUAACAGAAAUCGAUCUCUCAUCACUAAACUUGGCGGGUACAUUGUCUCCUCGUAUUGGAAACCUAUCGUUUCUAAAGACAAUUUCCCUCAAUGCAAACAGCUUACAUGGCUUCAUUCCCGGUGAAAUUGGCCAACUGUUGCGCCUACAACAUCUUUCUCUGGCAAACAACUCCUUUCAAGGUGGUUUUCCUGUUGAUUUGCAUGGUUGUAAAAAUAUAAGAACUAUUGAUCUGGAAAACAACCAUCUUGAAGGAGAAUUAGCAAUUGACUUUGCUUCUUGGUCUAAACUUUAUAUGUUUGCUGUAGAUAUCAAUGAAUUUAGUGGAUCAAUUCCACCAUCUAUAGGAAAUAUAUCAUCUCUUCGUAUUCUUGAUCUGGGUCGUAACAAUUUUAAAGGGAAACUACCCACUGAUUUUUCUUCUUGGCCUAAGCUAGAUGAGUUUAGUGUUAUACACAAUCAUAUUGAUGGAUCCAUUCCGCCUUCAAUAGGGAAUAUAUCAUCUCUUCGUGAUCUCUUUUUAGGUUACAAUAAUCUAGUUGGGGGAAUACCUCUCGAAGUGUCUCAUCUUGCCAAAUUAGAGCGACUUAGUUUGUCAGGAAACAGGUUGUCGGGUAUGGUUCCCCUACCACUUUACAACUUUUCGUCCCUCUCUAUUUUUGCUCUAGACAAUAAUCUGUUAGAAGGAACGCUUCCAUCAGAUUUGGGCUUCACCCUUCUCCCCAGACUACAAAAGUUCUAUGCUGAAAAUAACACUUUUACGGGCACACUUCCACCUUCAAUAGCUAAUGCUUCCAAUCUUGUUAUCUUUGAACUGGCACUUAACAAUAUAACUGGGCCUAUACCGAACAAUUUGGGUAGCCUUCCUAAUCUUCAACACCUAAGUCUGGCUGUUAAUCCACUUGGAGAGAAUAUGCGGCCCAAUGACUGGAGAUUUUUCAAUUCCUUGGUUAAUUGUACCCAUCUAAAGGUGUUGGAAUUAGCUGAGUGUAGUUUAAGAGGGGAGCUACCUAAGUCCAUUGCAAAUCUCUCCACCACGAUGGAAUUCCUGUAUUUGUAUAGAAACCACAUAUACGGAAACAUACCUCUUGAAAUUGGAAAACUUGUGAGCUUGACACAUCUUCAUUUAGGAGAAAACUUCUUAACGGGCAGAAUUCCACAAUCAAUUGGAAGACUAUCAAAGUUAGGUGGGCUAGCUUUGUAUGGAAACAGUCUUGCAGGAACAAUCCCAACUUCCAUUAGCAACAUUACUCAAUUAGCUGCUCGCUAUUUAGAUGCUAAUGUGCUCCAAGGAAGCAUACCUUCUGAAUUGUUUAACAUCUCAACUCUAGAGGAAGUGUUCCUUUCUAACAACAGACUUACAGGGGUAAUACCUGCGGAGGUUGUGCUUUUCUCCCAUUGUAUUCACCUUAAUUUGUCCCACAAUCUGUUCAGCGGUCCACUUCCCUCCAACAUUGGAAGCUUGAAACAAUUGGUUGAACUAGAUGUUUCAAACAACAAACUAAGAGGAGAUAUACCAGCUACUUUGGGCGAUUGUGUAAUGUUGGAGAUUUUAAAUGUGGAAGGAAACCUUUUUCAAGGUAAAAUUCCGUCUUCUUUCAAAGCUUUGAGAAGUCUUGUAUUGCUAGAUCUUUCAAACAAUGAUAUUAAUGGGAGUAUCCCAAGCUUUUUUGAUGAGUUUCGUCAAAUUGUGUUCCUCAACCUGUCGCACAACAAGCUUGUAGGUGAAGUUUCGAAAGAAGGUCUGUUUUCAAAAGUUAGUGCCUUUUCCGUUAUUGGAAAUUCGGAGCUCUGUGGAGGUAUUCAAGCAUUGCAGUUACCUGCUUGUCCUGAAAAAGUCUCCAGGAAAAAGAAAAGAGCAUUUUCCCAGAGAGUAAUACUACUCCUAGUUCUUGUACCCCUCGGAAUGUUGUUAGCAUGUCUUGCGUUGAUUUACUAUAAACGUAGAAACUCCAAGAAGUUUAAUGACCCUGUCCCAGGAUUGAAGGAUGAUCAAUAUCCCAAACUUUCUUACCAAGACCUUCUACGAGCCACAAAUGAAUUUUCUCCAAAUAAUUUGCUCGGUGAAGGAACAUACGGUUCCGUUUACAAAGGAGUUCUCGACUCGGUGGAACACGUACUCGCGGUGAAGGUGCUAAACAUUAAAACACAUGGAGCCAACAAGACUUUUCUGGCAGAAUGUGAAACAUUGAGGCACAUUCGUCAUCGGAAUCUUAUCAAGAUCAUCACAGCAUGCUCUAGCAUUGAUUUUAAGGGAAAUGACUUUAAGGCAUUGGUUUUUGAGUUUAUGACUAAUGGGAGUGUGGACAAGUGGUUGCAUCCAAGUCCUGAUCAAGGGAAUGAAAGAUACUUGACUCUACUUCAAAGACUAAGUAUUUCCAUUGAUGUUGCUCUAGGAGUGGAUUACCUACAUCAUCACGCCCAUGAUAGUAUUAUUCAUUGCGACCUAAAGCCAAGUAAUGUUCUUCUUGAUCAGGAUUUUGUUGCUCGUAUUGGUGAUUUUGGUUUGGCGAGGUUCCGCUUCGCUGCUACUACAAGUGACAUCAAUCAAGCACAUUUGAGUUCUGCUGGUGUACGCGGAACAGUUGGAUAUGUGCCUCCAGAGUAUGGAAUGGGUGCUGAGAUAUCUGUAGAGGGAGAUGUAUAUAGCUAUGGGAUCUUUCUACUAGAAAUGUUUACGGGCAAACGACCUACAUGUAGCAGCGCAUUGCUGGACAAUGAUAAUAAUCUUCAUGACUAUGUGAGGAAUGCACUCCCACAAAGGGUUAUGAACAUUGUGGAUCCACGGAUCAUAAUAGAUCAAGAAGAUCAUGGUUUAACAACAAAUCAUUCAUACAGCAAGGCUAUCUUAGAGGUAUGCCUGACAUCAAUAUUUCAAGUGGGGAUACUAUGUUCAGUUGAAAUGCCCAAAGAGCGCAUUGACAUUGGUAUUGCGAUCAAGCAGCUACAUGCAGCAAGAGACAAACUUCUGCAGCACAGCCAUUAACCCUGUCUCUAUAUCUCUGCUUUUCCUAUGUUUCUAUCUCUUGAUACCACAUAUUGGGAUCUGAUUUUGUAUUGAACUAAAACAUGGCUUAUUAUA
Molecule: messenger RNA, 3492 nt
Organism: Daucus carota subsp. sativus
Lineage: Eukaryota; Viridiplantae; Streptophyta; Magnoliopsida; Apiales; Apiaceae
Product: probable LRR receptor-like serine/threonine-protein kinase At3g47570
Exons: 2
Coding region: 133-3396 (1087 amino acids)
Biological process (GO): protein phosphorylation
Molecular function (GO): protein binding; ATP binding; protein kinase activity
Source: RefSeq, a predicted model, not a curated record